Messenger RNA from Manduca sexta (tobacco hornworm), 5468 nucleotides. It is a transcript of the gene SMC2, whose product is annotated as structural maintenance of chromosomes protein 2. Gene Ontology annotation, biological process: chromosome organization. Gene Ontology annotation, molecular function: ATP binding; protein binding; ATP hydrolysis activity. The transcript is spliced from 22 exons. Gene Ontology annotation, cellular component: chromosome. The coding region runs from base 153 to 5111 and encodes 1652 amino acids. The record is from RefSeq and is a predicted model, not a curated record. NCBI's taxonomy places the organism in Eukaryota, Metazoa, Arthropoda, Insecta, Lepidoptera, Sphingidae.
AACAUAUCCAAGCUUUGAAACGACUGUCAAAAAUAUUAUUUUCAACGGCUCCCGCUUUCUUCAAUUUAAACAUUUGUUUCUAAUUUUAAUGGUGAAAUCUUGUUGUGGCCGUGUUUUUUCUUUGCUGUAUCGAUGAUUGUGCAGUGUGCAAUAUGUAUAUAAAGUCAAUUGUGUUAGACGGGUUCAAAUCCUACGGAAACCGAGUCGAGAUCACUGGUUUCGACCCGGAGUUCAAUGCUAUCACAGGUCUAAAUGGAACUGGGAAGUCCAACAUAUUAGAUUCGAUAUGUUUCGUGCUAGGAAUCACGAAUUUGUCUAAUGUGAGAGCUGGCAGUCUCCAGGAGCUGAUCUACAAACAUGGGCAGGCUGGGAUCACCAAAGCCACAGUCAGCAUUACAUUUGAUAAUCGAGACAAAAGGCAAUGUCCCAUAGGCUAUGAGAAUCAUGAUGAAAUUACUGUCACCAGACAGGUGGUAAUGGGAGGCAAGAACAAGUACCUGAUCAAUGGCAUAAAUGUGCAGAACAAGAGAGUGAGUGACUUGUUUUGCUCGGUACAGCUGAAUGUGAACAACCCACACUUCCUCAUCAUGCAGGGACGGAUCACCAAAGUGCUCAACAUGAAGCCCCCUGAGAUUCUGUCCAUGGUGGAAGAGGCAGCUGGAACAAGAAUGUAUGAGGCUAAGAAACAAGCUGCACAAAAGACAAUUGAGAAAAAGGAUGCAAAACUUAGGGAACUUAAUGAUAUAAUAAGAGAGGACAUAGCUCCAAAGCUACAAAAGUUACAAGAUGAAAGGUCACAAUUUCAGGAGUACCAGAAAGUUGUCAGAGAAUUGGAGAAUCUCACUAGAUUAGAUGUGGCUUGGAGAUAUGUAACAGCAGAAAAUAAUACUAAGGAGGCUGAGCAGAAGGUGACGGAAGUGCAGGACGACAUCAAGAGCAAGCAGGAGAAGAUAAAAGACAAUGAGAAACAGGCCAAGGAGUAUGAUAAACAAGUGGCUGACAUGAACAGGAAGUUGGAUGAGGAGAGCGGCAACUUGCUGAAGGAGCUGGAGAGCUCGCUGCAGUCGCUGGAGCGCGCGGAGGAGAGCGCGCAGGGAGCGCACAAGGCGGCGCGCGACGCGCUCGCGGCGCACGCGGCGCGCGCUCGGCUGCUGGCGCGCGCGCGCGACGACGACCGCGCCGCGCUCGCCGCCAAGCAGCACACGCUCGACGGGGCACGUGACUACAUAUACACUCACAACCACACUCCGCUAACAUUGUGCGCUCGGCUGCUGGCGCGCGCGCGCGACGACGACCGCGCCGCGCUCGCCGCCAAGCAGCACACGCUCGACGGGGCACGUGACUACAUAUACACUCACAACCACACUCCGCUAACAUUGUGCGCUCGGCUGCUGGCGCGCGCGCGCGACGACGACCGCGCCGCGCUCGCCGCCAAGCAGCACACGCUCGACGGGGCACGUGACUACAUAUACACUCACAACCACACUCCGCUAACAUUGUGCGCUCGGCUGCUGGCGCGCGCGCGCGACGACGACCGCGCCGCGCUCGCCGCCAAGCAGCACAUGCUCGACGGGGCACGUGACUACAUAUACACUCACAACCACACUCCGCUAACAUUGUGCGCUCGGCUGCUGGCGCGCGCGCGCGACGACGACCGCGCCGCGCUCGCCGCCAAGCAGCACACGCUCGACGGGGCACGUGACUACAUAUACACUCACAACCACACUCCGCUAACAUUGUGCGCUCGGCUGCUGGCGCGCGCGCGCGACGACGACCGCGCCGCGCUCGCCGCCAAGCAGCACACGCUCGACGGGGCACGUGACUACAUAUACACUCACAACCACACUCCGCUAACAUUGUGCGCUCGGCUGCUGGCGCGCGCGCGCGACGACGACCGCGCCGCGCUCGCCGCCAAGCAGCACACGCUCGACGGGGCACGUGACUACAUAUACACUCACAACCACACUCCGCUAACAUUGUGCGCUCGGCUGCUGGCGCGCGCGCGCAACGACGACCGCGCCGCGCUCGCCGCCAAGCAGCACACGCUCGACGGGGCACGUGACUACAUAUACACUCACAACCACACUCCGCUAACAUUGUGCGCUCGGCUGCUGGCGCGCGCGCGCGACGACGACCGCGCCGCGCUCGCCGCCAAGCAGCACACGCUCGACGGGGCACGUGACUACAUAUACACUCACAACCACACUCCGCUAACAUUGUGCGCUCGGCUGCUGGCGCGCGCGCGCGACGACGACCGCGCCGCGCUCGCCGCCAAGCAGCACACGCUCGACGGGGCACGUGACUACAUAUACACUCACAACCACACUCCGCUAACAUUGUGCGCUCGGCUGCUGGCGCGCGCGCGCGACGACGACCGCGCCGCGCUCGCCGCCAAGCAGCACACGCUCGACGGGGCACGUGACUACAUAUACACUCACAACCACACUCCGCUAACAUUGUGCGCUCGGCUGCUGGCGCGCGCGCGCGACGACGACCGCGCCGCGCUCGCCGCCAAGCAGCACACGCUCGACGGGGCACGUGACUACAUAUACACUCACAACCACACUCCGCUAACAUUGUGCGCUCGGCUGCUGGCGCGCGCGCGCGACGACGACCGCGCCGCGCUCGCCGCCAAGCAGCACACGCUCGACGGGGUCUCAUCAACAUUCGAAACGCUGCGGACAGCGAGUGAGUCCAGUAAAGCGGCGCUCAACGAGGCACAACAGAAGUUUCUCGCAGUCAGCGGGCUGGAAGGGGCCUCCGACUCACUAAGGGGACAACUAAUAGCUGCAAAACAAGAGGCAUCGGAAGCAUCUACUCGUAUAUCACAGAGAAUGAUGGAGAAGAAGCAUGCAGAGGAGCGUCUGCAUGCGCUGGAGAAGGAAUUCAAGAGCAGCAGCGCGCAGUACCAGCGAGACCAGGAUGCCAUCGGGAAACAGCAGGCACAGGUCGACCAGCUGAAGGCGGAGCUGUCGCGCACGAGCUACAGCGCGCAGCGCCACCGCGAGCUGACGGACAGCGUGCGCGCGCAGCACGGCGCCGCGCGCACCAAGCGCGACGCGCUCGACCGCCUCGCCGCCAAGCUGCAGCGCUGCCACUUCAACUACACGCCGCCGCAGCCCGACUUCGACAGCCGCAGGGUGGAGGGUACGAUCAGCAGAUUAAUAGACGUGUGUGAUCCUAUGUAUUGUACUGCGUUGGAGACAGCUGCGGGAGGGAAAUUAUACAACGUGGUGGUCGACACGGACGUGACCAGCAAGCUGCUGCUGCAGCGCGGCAACUUGCAGACCCGGACCACCAUCGUGCCGCUCAACAAGAUCUCUGGACAUGUCAUAGAUCCUGAGACAGUGCGCAUUGCGCAGGAGAUUGGCGGCGGGCCGGACAACGUGCAGCUGGCUCUGAACCUGGUGUCGUUCCCGGCGCGCGUGCGGCCCGCCAUGGCGUGGGCGUUCGGCAGCACGCUGGUGUGCCGCGACCUGUCCGUGGCGCGGCGCGUGACGUUCGACCCGCGCGUGCGGCGCCGCUCCGUCACGCUGGACGGCGACGUGGUCGACCCCGCCGGCACGCUCUCCGGCGGCGCCAGCAUUAAGGGUGGUUCAGUGUUGCUCCAACUGCAAGAGCUGAAGCAGUUGGAACAGGAGCUCAAAGUGGCGGAACAACAGCUGAUGCAGAGCACCACGGAGCUCAACUCUAUACAGCAAAUGGCUGAAAAGUACACCAGCAUGCAGCAGAGAUUUGAAACGAUGUCUCACGAGCUGGAAGUUGUGAAGGCUCGACUGGCGACCACCACGCAUGCGCAGCUACACGCCGAGAUAGAGGGGCUGCGGACUCAGGUGUCGGAGCUGUCGGCGGCCGUGCAGCGCGACCGCGCGGCGCAGCGCGACACCGCCGCGCGGGCCACGGACCUCGAGCACAAAGUCAACGACAUCAAGGGGCAUCGCGAACGGGAGUUCAAAAAAGCCGAAGAGAAUCUAAAGAAAGCAAAGAAAGAAGCGGAACAGCAUCACAAUGAGUGGAAGCAGCGCGAGCAGGAGUUCGAGACGCUGCAGCUGGAAGUGCGAGAGCUGCAGAACGCGGUCACCACCAGCGAACAGCAGCUGCAGGAGUUGAAUGACGGUACUCAGGCGUUGCAGCAAGCACUGGAUGAGGCUAAAGAGGAACACAGCAAGGCUACGAAUGAGGUGAAACAAAUGCAGCAGCGUAUAAAACAACAGAAGACGGAUAUAGCGAGUCGCAAUAGUGAUAUAGCACGACUCAUCGCCAAGAAGGAACAACUGUUCAAGAGUAACGCCGAGCUCGAGUUGAAGAUCAAGGAGUUGGAUUACAAGAUCAAGGAGUUGCAGACAGAGGCCACGGAGUGUGAGGAUAGGAUGCGCGCGCUGGAGCGUGAACACGCGUGGGUGCGGACCGAGCGCGAGUUCUUCGGCAGUGCGGGCGGCGCCUACGACUUCACGGCGCGGGACGCCGCCAGCGCCGCCGCGCGCGCGCGCCGCGCCGCCGCCCGCCGCGACCUGCUCGCGCGCGGGCUCAACGCGCGCGCGCACCAGCUGCUCGCGCGCGAGGACGAACAGUAUCAAGACGUUAUGCGUAAAAAGAAGAUAGUGGAAGCAGACCGUGCGAAGUUAGUGCAGGUGAUGGCGGAGCUAGACGAAAAGAAAAAGAAGACGCUGGUGACGGCGUGCGAGCAGGUUAACAGAGACUUCGGCUCGAUCUUCAGCACGCUGCUGCCCGGCGCACAGGCACGACUCACGCCACCACACGGACUUACCGUGCUUGACGGAUUGGAGGUAAAAGUGGGGUUCAACGGGUCGUGGAAGGAGUCGCUGGGCGAGCUGUCGGGCGGGCAGCGCUCGCUCGUGGCGCUGGCGCUCGUGCUCGCGCUGCUGCUGUUCAAGCCCGCGCCGCUCUACAUCCUCGACGAGGUCGACGCCGCGCUCGACCUCUCGCACACCCAGAACAUCGGCCACAUGCUCAAGGAACACUUCACACACUCGCAGUUCAUAAUAGUGUCGCUGAAGGACGGCAUGUUCAACAACGCGAACGUGUUGUUCCGCACGCGGUUCGUGGACGGCAUGUCGUCCGUGCAGCGCACCGUCAGCGCGCGCCCGUGAGCGGCGGCGCUGCAGCCACACCCACGAGCCACUGAGGGACAUCGCGCUGUGCUCACGACUCGUGCCUCUGUCGGCAUGUUCCAUUGAAGUCUUGUUUCUGUAGGGUCUCUUACCCUAGUCUCAUAACGGCCAUCCGAACUGUUGCGAAAUGAAAUACAUGAUUUGGAGAACGAGUAUUUUAUUGUUAUUUUCUUUACAAAAACCGCCAGGAGUCUAUGGACGGUAUAGGUUAGGACUUCUUGAAACAAUAACGUGAAGUGCUCAAUUACAAGACAGUGAGUAAAUAUCAAAAUGUAUUGCACAUUGUGGUGUAAUUGAUUUGUGAUAUUUUGUGUAAAAUAAAUAUGUUUAAAAUUA